This is a messenger RNA of Meloidogyne enterolobii, 384 nucleotides long. The record is from the annotation of a GenBank genome assembly. NCBI's taxonomy places the organism in Eukaryota, Metazoa, Nematoda, Chromadorea, Rhabditida, Meloidogynidae.
UUUCAUUCAAUGUAUAAGACGAAUAUUCUUCUCUUUUUGGUGUUGCACUCCAUGAACGUUGUGGUGAUAGCAAUUGAUUUGUUUCAUAGUCAGUUAUUGGAGACGAAAAUUGUUCCCUUAUCGGAGUUGAAGGUAAUGAAAACGAUGAUCGACCACCAGCAUCUCCCUCAUAUCCACUCAUUUCCGAGUGUUUUUCAUUUAUAUUUUUUGCUUUCUUCUUGUCCAUUUCCUUUUUUGUAUAAUUAAAUGUUGCCUUAGCUGUAUUUUCGGUAUCACAUUCAACAAGUGGGGGUUUGUGUAAAAUGUUUGUGUUAUCCCAUUUAAGCCUUCGUAAAUCUAUUUUUGUUACAUUAUCUUCAAUAUUUACUUUGUUUUUAUUCUUUU